Messenger RNA from Camelina sativa (false flax), 1743 nucleotides. NCBI's taxonomy places the organism in Eukaryota, Viridiplantae, Streptophyta, Magnoliopsida, Brassicales, Brassicaceae. The record is from RefSeq and is a predicted model, not a curated record.
AUGGACAAGUCUUGGGUCUGGCUUCCAAGGGCCAGCCUUGAGUUUCAGACAGGGGCAACUAAUUUUGUGCAUGCAUCUGCACUGAGAUUGGGUAAUCCUAGUGACAUGUUUUGUCCCUGUAUAGAUUGCCGCAAUAUGUGCCAUCAGCCGAUAGCUACAGUGUUGGAACAUUUAGUGAUUAGGCGCAUGGAUCAGAAAUACAAGAGAAAUUCAUGUUGGAGUAAGCAUGGGGAUAUUAAGACUGAUAAGUCAGCGGAAGAUCCGAAAGUUGAGUUAGAUGUUUAUGACUUGAUUAGGACAGCUUUCAUUGAUGGUGAUUCUCAACCUACGAGCUACUUUGGAGAUCAGGCAGAUGUUGUUGAUGGUGGUAGUGAAGAGUCUGAGUUUAGGAAGAAGCUCGAUGAUGCUGAAACUCCACUAUACUCCAACUGUCCCAACUACACGAAGGUGUCUGCAAUUAUGGGGCUUUACUGCCUCAAAGUCAAGAGUGGAAUGUCAGAGAACUAUUUUGAUCAGCUGCUGACGAUGAUUCAUGAUAUGCUUCCCACGGAUAAUGUUCUCCCGCAAUCAACAUAUGGGAUAAAGAAGUUCCUAAAGAUGUUUGGCUUCGGAUAUGAUAUGAUUCAUGCAUGUAAGAACGAUUGUGUUCUAUACCGGAAGGAAUACGAGGCUAUGGAAAGCUGUCCAAGGUGUAGUGUAUCAAGAUGGGAGAGAGAUAAGCAAACUGGUGAGGAGAAAAAGGGGAUACCAGCCAAGGUAUUAAGAUAUUUUCCAAUCAAAGACAGAUUGAGACGGCUCUUUAGAUCCAGAAGGACGGCUGAAGAGGUUCGUUGGCAUUUCAACAAUAAGAGUUUAGAUGGUACCAUGAGGCAUCCAAUGGACUCUUUAACGUGGGCCAAUGUGACUGAUAAAUGGCCAGAGUUUUCAGCUGAACCAAGAAACCUCCACCUUGGUAUCUCUACAGAUGGGAUGAAUCCUUUCUGCCUUCAGUCCAGCACAUACAGCACAUGGCCAGUGUUCUUAGUUAACUAUAACAUGCAUCCAACAUUGUGUAUGAAAGCAGAGAAUAUAAUGCUGAGUCUGUUGAUCCCAGGACCUACAUCACCAGGCAACAACAUUGACGUCUAUCUAGCUCCAUUGAUAGAUGACCUUAAGGAAUUGUGGAAUGAGGGACUUGUGGUUUACGAUUCAUUUAUGAAGGAGAAUUUUACAAUUAAAGCAAUGUUGUUGUGGAGUAUCACUGAUUAUCCUGCUUUAGGAACAUUAGCUGGGUGUAAGGUGAAAGGCAAACAGGCGUGUGUUGUGUGUGGAAAGGAUACACCUUUUAGGUGGUUGAAAUUCAUUCGGAAUCAUGUUUAUUUGGGAAACAAAAAAAGACUUAGACCUGGACAUCCUUAUAGAAGAAGAAAAAAAUGGUUUGACAACACUGUGGAGGAAGGGAGUGCGAGUAGAAUUGAAAGUGGAGCAGAAAUUUUUAACAUACUCAAGGAUUUGAAAGUUGAGUUUGGCAAACCGUUUGGGGAAAAAAGUAAAAGGAAACGAAAAGGAGUAUCUGUUGAUGAGGUACCUUUGGACGAAGAAGACGAUGAAGACAAUGAUAAUUGGAGGUGGAAGAAACUGUCCAUCCUAUUUGAGUUACCUUAUUGGAAGGAUAUGCCGGUUCGUCACAAUAUUGAUGUGAUGCAUGUUGAGAAGAAUGUGUCAGAUGCUAUAUUGUCUAUUCUUAUGCAAUCUGCUAAGUAA